UCACUCUCCCCCCCGCAAAACCCUAACCCUAGCCGCAUCAGAGAGAGCGCUCGUAGAGAGAUCCGAAGCGGCGGCGAAGGAGACGAAGAUGAGCCGAGGAGGAGGGAGCGCUGCGGCGGCGGCGGCGAAGGGGGGGAAGAAGAAGGGCUCCACCUUCGUGAUCGAUUGCUCGAAGCCCGUCGAGGACAAGAUCAUGGAGAUCGCAUCCUUGGAGAAGUUUCUCCAGGAGCGGAUCAAGGUCGCGGGGGGAAAGGCCGGUGCCCUAGGCGACGCUGUCAUCGUCACCCGCGAUAAGAACAAGAUUACCGUCACCUCCGAGGGGCCCUUCUCCAAGAGAUACUUGAAAUAUCUUACGAAGAAGUACCUCAAGAAGCACAAUGUGCGUGAUUGGCUGCGAGUGAUCGCAUCCAACAAGGACCGCAGCGUGUACGAGCUGCGAUACUUCAACAUCGCCGAGAAUGAGGGCGAGGAGGAGGAUUAGAUGCUUUGAGCUUUCUUUCAUGUUUUGUGCUGAGCUAGUUCUGGGUCAUGGCAACUGCUUUUGUAGUUUCAAUCAGGGAUUAUGUUACUCAAUUAUCUAUUUAUGGAUAAGUAGUAGACAGCAUUGAUUUUGUCAGAAGUUUGGUUUUGUUACUCUCUUAUCUUUGUUUUGAUGUGGCACCAGCUUCUCUUACUCAAUUUUUCAAUUUGAAGUGUGUGAAUGUGCUGGAUUUUCUCUA
Ananas comosus (pineapple) is the source of this 719-nucleotide messenger RNA. RefSeq names its product 60S ribosomal protein L22-2-like. The transcript is spliced from 2 exons. Bases 89 to 481 code for a protein of 130 amino acids. Gene Ontology annotation, biological process: cytoplasmic translation. Gene Ontology annotation, molecular function: RNA binding; structural constituent of ribosome. The record is from RefSeq and is a predicted model, not a curated record. Gene Ontology annotation, cellular component: ribosome. Lineage: Eukaryota; Viridiplantae; Streptophyta; Magnoliopsida; Poales; Bromeliaceae.